AGGUUACCUUCUGACCAUCUCAAAGAGGAGAGAAAGGGGACUCUGAUGGCUCACCGGUACCCUUCUUGGAUCUUCAUCAAUGAGAGGACAUUCAUAACCAGAGAACAACUUAAUUCUUUAUUGAAGACCUAUAACAUUUUUUAUGGGAACCAGAAGAAUCUACAUAUUUUAUAUGAUCAGACUGAAGAUGGCAAACUAAUUGUUGAAGGAAUGCUGGAUAUUUUCUGGGGAGUAAAACGACCUAUACAGCUGAAAAUACAAGAUGAGAAGCAAAUCCCUUCUUUUAUGAUGUUGACAUCACCAGACUUCCUUUCCAGCGGAGGGAGAAUGACACGCUGGGGAGAAUUUGAUGAUCUUUAUCGUAUUAGUGAGAUGGACAGGACCCAGAUUCCAGUGUCUGAAACAAAGAAUUCCCAGGAAGACUAUUUAUCUUAUCACAGCAGCACUCUGAAGCCACAUGCAAAUGAAGAGCCAGAAUCCCCACUGCUCUAUAGAACCAUGAGUGAAGCCACCCUGGUGAGAAAAAGGAGGAAGUCUCCAAUGAUGGGCAGAAAAGACAGACAGAACCAUAGGGCCUCUAUUAAUGGACACUUCUAUAACCAUGAAACAUCAAUUUUUACUCCAGCCUUUGGAUCAGAAACUAAGGUCAGAAUAAACAGUACCAUGAGAACUGAAGAAGUAAUAAAGCAACUUCUCCAAAAAUUUAAGAUUGAAAAUAGUCCCCAGGAUUUUGCUCUUUACAUUAUUUUUGCAACAGGAGAACAGAGACGGCUAAAAGAGACAGACAUUCCCCUACUGCAGAGGCUCCUACAGGGACCUUCCAAAAACAAUGCUCGCAUUUUCCUCAUGGAUAAAGAUGCAGAAGAAAUCAGCAGUGAUGUGGCUCAGUACAUUAACUUUCAUUUUUCACUCUUGGAAUCCAUUCUUCAAAGACUAAAUGAAGAAGAGAAAAGAGAGAUUGAAAGGACAGUAACAAAAUUCAAUACAGAAAAAGCUAUUAUACUGAAAUGUCUUCAGAGCAAACGGGCAGUGAAAACAGAGACUACAGUUUAACAGUACAGGCCACUGUUGCUAAAACGCUUCAACAAAGAGAGAUAUUACUAUUUGAUGAAUGCGUAAACUCUGUACUUGCAUUCAUACAAGUAUGUAUGACCUUGAAUCUAUAGAAAAUUGAGUGUCGGAAAAGCUUGUUUCUCCUUGAAGUGAUGAGGUUCCCUAGGGUUCACAACUGGACUAAAAUGAGCUUGAAUUUAGUUUCAGUAACUGAAAUAAGCCUGGAUACCGUGUAUUCCAAAUUUCUUUUAUAGUAAAACAUGUAAUGAACUCGAAUAUAAAUGGUGUCUUCAAAUAGGCAGAUUAAUCUUCUUUUAGCUUGAACUCUCAAGAGAACUGAAACAUCAUCAACCGACUCAGAAAUGACUCAGAAGUAAAAGCUGCCAGUUCUUGAAAUAAAAAAGAAGUACAUUUUUACACUGUCCAGGAAUCUGAUGGCGACAGCGUUUCACAGCUCCUUGAAAACUCUGGCAUUUUCAUAACAUCUAGGACUAUCUUUAUAUGGGUAGGUGACUUCUGGCUGUCUGGAACAUCAGAGCUGUCUGUCCUUUGGGAAGGAAAAGAUUAUGGACUCUGUUAAAAAAUCCGAAUUGCAGUUUCUCAACCUGGGUUCUUCUUUUUGCUUCUCUCUCUAUUCUACUGCUGACUUCCCAAACUAUUCUUAAGCCUUUUUAAAAAGGUUAGUCGAACUCUUUUUCUUUCUUUAUUUUUCCAAACAAAUACACCACAGAUACUUAAUAUAUUGCAUCAGCUAAAACAAAACUUGGUCCACAAGUACUUAUUUGUUGCUGAAUGAAUGCAAUGGAAUGGAUAAAGCAAAGCUGUUGUAGCUGAAGCUAGGCAGAGAAUCUGGAGCUUUUACCCUCCUGGCAUCUUUCUUAUUCUACAAGACAGCUCUCAAGGUAAUUGCAGGUCUGCUUAACCCAUUUGAAAAAACACUGAGAAUGAAGAAAUGCCGCAAGUAUCAUCUAUGAUUUCAUUAUGAGCUCUAUAUUAAAAUGGAGUUUUACAUAGCAUUCUUCCAUUCUCUAAACUAAUUUCAUUUGCAUUCCUAAUAAGCAUUGUAUCAAAUUAUUUGAUCACAUUACAUGUACUAAGGAAUAAGGUUGUAUAUAAUAAACACAGCUGGAAGAUUAAUUAUCAAUGUUAAAAUCUGAAAUAUUUUUAAGACAAAGGUAUUACUUCUCAGUAUGACCAAAACCUAAACUGGAUAAAGAUAAAAGUGUACUAUGGCCUUUUUAAUCCUAGGAAAUCUCUCUUCCUGAGUAAAACAGAGGCUUAUCCUUUUAUCUAUUAAUUAAUAAGAAAACAGUCUCAUCUCACUAAAAUAGGAUAAAUGUAAUAGUUAAAAUUCAGAACACUAUAAAAAAGUUAUAGUGUCAAGUGCUUGCCAUAAACAAGACAAAAGAUUAAUCUUUAAUAGAUAGAAAGUCUAUAAAUUGCAUAAGAAAAAAAGCCUUGCAUAGAAAAAAAAAACAAGGUCAAUGGUGUGGGAAAAAAAAGUCACAGAAGAGGAAAUGCAAUAGCUACUAAAUAUAUGAAAAAAAAGUCUCUUAACAGUGAUUAAUUGUAUUAAUCUGUAUCCAAUCAGGAGACAGAACCCAUGCAGUAAUUUAAAUAGGGGGAAUUUAACCUAACGAAUUAUUAAGCUGUGAUAGCAGAGUAAAGAUAAAGAUGGAAAGAGAACUCUAACGCUGAGGGAGAGAACUCUGAAAACGAAAAGCUUGGAACAGGGGUUUCUGAAUUCAGAGGUUAUAGCCCACUGGAUAGGAGAAGUUUGCUGGGUUGCCCAGGCCAGAGCAGGACCACGGGUGCCAGGCAAGCAGGUACAACCCUCUGGAGUGUAGGUGACCUGAGGCAGGUGGGCAGAUGUGCGGAGGAACUUGGGGCUUGCUAAAAGGUGGCAACAAAGGAGUCAGGGCUGCUGCUGCAGGCUCUGCUGGGACUGAGAGCUGGAGGGACCUCCUUUGCAGGAAUCUAGUACAGCUCUCUUUGUGAUUCGGGGUGGGGCAUCUCUGAGGCUGCGUAGAACAAAGGUCGGGCAAGUGGCUCCCUAGUUGGCCGGCCUCACAGGACUGUCUCCAUGAGUGUGCACCCAGCGGAGGUGAAGACAUGGAGAGCAGUGAUUGGAGCAAAGGGACAGCCUAGCCUGGGGCUCUAGGUUUUCCCACCACUGCCCAGAUCAAAAGCUGGAGAGGCACGUAGGGGAACAAAUGCUGGAGAAAGCUGCACCUUACAGGCAACUAGCCCUGGGAAAACUACUCUGGGCAGAGCAAUAGGGGGAAAAAGCCUGCUUUUCAGGAUCCUGGUCUGCCAGUACCUAGGAAUCUGGAAAGAUCUCUUCUUCCUGCACUGUUUCUCCAGCGCCCUCUACUGACAAAGCAUGACGUCGUGCAAGCUGUAAAGGAAACAUUUUCAGGGAGCAAGUAACAGUGAAUUUGGAGCUGGGAGACAAUAAAAUAUAUAAUAGUAACCCCUAAAAGAUAUUUGUUAUAUUAUUAUUUAUUAUGACAAGAGGAAGUAAAUAUCCUAAGCAUUCAAAAAAUAGAAAAAAAGAUGAAAGAAGGAAAGAAACAUCUACUCAUAGAAUGUUAUGUAGCCAUUAGAAUUGUUUCCAAAUAAAUUUUAAUUAUAGGGAUAAGUUUUCUUUAUAUAUAAAAAUAAGAAUAUAUACACAUAUAUUC
This is a messenger RNA of Lemur catta (Ring-tailed lemur), 3737 nucleotides long. It is a transcript of the gene RASSF6, whose product is annotated as Ras association domain family member 6. The coding region runs from base 46 to 1053 and encodes 335 amino acids. Gene Ontology annotation, biological process: signal transduction. Lineage: Eukaryota; Metazoa; Chordata; Mammalia; Primates; Lemuridae. The transcript has 10 exons. The record is from RefSeq and is a predicted model, not a curated record.